UUGGUCCCAAACACUGUCUGAAUCAGGCAAAAAAAUAACAAGCCGCGUGUUCGUCUUCGUCAGUCAAACACUUUUCUCUCAGUUGGAGGCAGAGAAAGUGUGUGUGUUUGUGUGUGUGUGUGUGUGUCCGGCAGCGGAGGAAUAUACGAGCCGCCGUUACUCGUCGUUUAUUUACUCACCGCGCUUGUUGUCGGCUCUCGCUUCGUCAUGGUCAACUCGGACAGUGACGUGUGAAGGAAUCUCACCUGGACUCGGACAACUCUCCCGCACCCGCCGCCACGAUUUCUGACGCAGAACACCGAUCCUGUUGUUGAAGGACGCACACUAUACAUUUUUCUCCUAGGAUAAAAUACAGUAUGAUGAACACGCAGUAAUCAGAACUCCCAGACGUUGCACAACCGUGGAAACCCGGUUUGAAAUGAUGAUGAUGAUGAUGCAGGAGUCGGCCGCGGAGACAAUAAGCAACAGUUCAAUGAGUCAAAAUGGAAUGAGCGCCCUGAGCGGCAGCCAAUUAGAGGCUGGCAGUCGAGACGGCAGAUCAAGUGCUGGUGACACCGGCAGUGGAGAAGUAAGCACAGUCGAGCUGCUGCAUCUGCAACAACAGCAGGCUCUACAAGCGGCGAGGCAAUUACUCCUGCAGCAGCCAGGCAGCGGCCUGAAGUCUCCAAAGAGCCAGGACAAGCAGCGUCCACUGCAGGUACCUGUGUCAGUGGCCAUGAUGAGUCCCCAGGUGAUCACCCCACAACAGAUGCAGCAGAUUCUCCAGCAGCAGGUCCUCUCUCCCCAGCAGCUUCAGGCACUGCUCCAGCAGCAGCAGGCCGUCAUGCUGCAGCAGCAACAUCUGCAGGAGUUUUAUAAGAAGCAGCAAGAGCAGCUUCAUCUACAGCUUCUGCAGCAGCAGCAUCCUGGCAAGCAGGCGAAAGAGCAGCAGCAGCAGCAGCAGCUGGCCGCCCAGCAGCUCGUCUUCCAGCAGCAGCUUCUACAGAUGCAGCAGCUCCAGCAGCAGCAACACCUGCUCAACAUGCAGCGGCAAGGCCUGCUGUCGCUGCCUGGGCCCGCACCCGGCCAGGCCGCCCUGCCCGGACAGACGCUGCCCCCUCCAGCAGGUCUGAGUCCCGCUGAGCUGCAGCAGUUGUGGAAGGACGUGACUGGAACCGGUGGCCACAGCAUUGAAGACAACGGCAUUAAACACAGCAGCAGUGGCAACGGUACAGCCGUCGGUGGCGGCGGAGGUUUGGACCUCUCAACCACAAACAACUCAACGUCAACUACCUCCUCAUCCAACCCUCCCAAAGCGUCGCCGCCGCUCUCACACCAUUCCAUCGUCAACGGGCAGUCGCCGGUCCUCAACCACAGAAGAGAACGGGACAGAGAGCGUGAGCGAGAGAACUCGCAACAUGAAGAGAACGGCGGCACCCACCCUCUGUAUGGACAUGGAGUCUGCAAGUGGCCUGGCUGCGAGAGCAUCUGCGAGGACUUCGGACAGUUUUUGAAGCAUCUAAACAACGAGCACGCCCUGGAUGACCGAAGCACCGCCCAGUGUCGAGUCCAGAUGCAGGUGGUUCAGCAGCUGGAAAUACAACUCUCUAAAGAGCGUGAACGUCUGCAGGCCAUGAUGACCCACUUGCACAUGCGACCCUCAGAACCCAAGUCCUCCCCCAAACCGCUCAACCUGGUUUCCAGCGUCACCAUGUCAAAGAACCUGCCCUCAGCGUCACCCCCAAACUUACCUCAGACUCCCACUACGCCCACGGCACCCAUCACACCCAUGGCAGCUAUGCCACAGGUGCCCUCCGUGUUGGGCGGUGCCAACGUGCCCAGCAUGGGCGCUAUGCGAAGACGCCACUCGGACAAGUACUCCAUGCCAAUUUCGUCAGGUGGUGACACAGUAUUUAUUUUUCCAGAGAUUGCCCCAAACUACGAGUUUUAUAAGAACGCAGAUGUCAGACCGCCGUUCACGUAUGCAACCCUCAUAAGACAGGCUAUCAUGGACUCUGCUGACAUGCAGCUAACGCUUAACGAAAUCUACAGCUGGUUCACGCGCACCUUCGCCUACUUCAGACGCAACGCCGCCACCUGGAAGAACGCCGUCCGCCACAACCUCAGUCUGCACAAGUGCUUUGUGCGCGUGGAGAAUGUGAAGGGAGCUGUGUGGACGGUGGACGAGGUGGAGUACCAGAAGCGCCGCUCACAAAAGAUCACGGGGAGUCCGUCCCUGGUCAAGAACCUUCCCUCCAGUCUGGGCUACGGAACCGCCCUCAACGCAAGCUUACAGGCAGCGCUCGCCGAGACCUCGCUCCCCCUGCUGGGCACCCCGGGACUCAUGAACAGCAGCGCCGCCGGUCCAAUGGGUGGCUGCCACGGACUCCUUGGCGGUGACCCAUCUGGACUCAUGGGAGGCAGUCCACCCGGGCUGCUUGGGGGAAGCCCGCCGGGUCUUCUAGGUGGAAGCCCCCCAGGAACUAUCAGUAGCAGCCCUCCCACCCUGCUGCACGCCAACCACGAGGAGCUGAACGGGUCUCUGGAUCACCUGGACACUAACGGACACAGCAGCCCUGGAUACUCCCCUCCAGUACACAUCGGCAGUUUGGGCUCCAGUUUGACCCGAGGCCACAGAUCAGUCUUCACAUGGCCGCCAGUUCAUGUGAAGGAAGAACCGCUGAACAUGGACGACGACGACUGUCCGAUGUCGCUGGUCACGACGGCUAACCAUAGUCCAGAGCUGGACGACGACCGGGAGCUGGAGGAAGGGAACUUGUCGGAGGACCUUGAGUGACUAGGGCAGGUUUUUAGCCCUGUCACUUUGCCGCACUACUUCUCCCACACAGACUAAAAACCACUUCCCGCCGUUUCUCACCACUGGGACUAUUUAUUGAGCAUGCAUCCGGACAGAAGGAACUCUAUGUUGGAGACCUUAGGGAUUCCCGAAAAACCCAGACAGGCAUAAGAUGCCUGUUUCAUUAAAAAAAAAAAACUGCUUAGCGACAGCGUGGGCCCAACAGGACGGAGGAGCGAUGGAAUCCGCGGCGUCAUAUACUGCCAAAAACAUGGUUUAUGUGAAUAUUCUAGUUGUUGCUGUCUCCUGACAAUUGCUGGUUCAAUUCUUCAUUUGCACACCACAUGUUCCCGAAAUUUCCGUCACUGCCUGUUUGUCGCUUCCCACUUUUCUUUCUUAUCCUGUUUCGUUGAAUUUCCGAGCCACAUAAGAGCCACGCCACCUGAGAGGAACGGGAAGGACUGUUCAAAAUGAGGCAACGACUGCCACAAGGCUAGCUGGUGUGUGGCACCACGUGCUUCUCUCACACGGUCCUCCUCACCUCCUCGUCGGGAAAAAGCUUUGUCUACCUGAAAACAGUCGCAGGCAACAGCUAGAAACCAAAGCCAAUGUGAGCGAACGGCUUCUGGACGGGAGCCGCCCACCAAACCGGUCCGACUUCAGUACAAAGAGACGCUUUCUGUUCCGCUAAAACUACCUUCGAAUAACUCUGGGAUUGUUUCACUUUUGCCCAAAAAACGGCGACCAGGAGACAAAAAAAAAAGAAAAAAGAGGGGAACAUGUGAUGCGUACUUGUGAUGUAGCGCUGGAUGCUAACAGUGACUCAUGACCAAAAUGUGUAUGUGCACUCCAUGUGUUCGUAACCUGGUGAUUAUUUAAAAGUGGCAGUUGUGUUCCGAUAAAAAACAGAAACCUUCGCUAACCAAACAAUAUCUAGUGAAGCCAAAUAAUCUCAUGUUGAAAUGACGAGGCUACUCUGCUUGGUUAAGAAAAGAUCGGUUCUACAGCCAUCGCAGUGUUUUGUAAUGAUACAAAAGAAUUGUAGAGAUUUGGUCUCGUCAUUUCCUCGCAGCUAAAGUAAUCUCAAAAACGUGUUGCUUUAACGCUCAUUUCUGUUUUCAGUAGGGUUGGGUGCCGAGCGCGAUCUACUUUUUCAACGAAUAAUACCGAUUAAAUAGGAGUCGAUUAUGUGGACACAACACAUCAAUACUUUCAACGGCAGGAUCGCUCCACUUGCUUGCUGCAGUUGCACUUGUCAGACUCAAGUUUACUCAGAUGGGAAACGUGCUUUCGAAGAGGUUGUCGCCAAAGAUCUGUUUUUCUUAACUCAUCUAAGUCACUACUGUCCACACACAGUCAGAACCAAGCGGAAAGAGUAGGGUCAACCUCCUGCUCGAAUUUGCUACCCAGCAGAAUAAAACAAUGUGCAAAGGCUCAACCAAAAAGAUCAAUGUUACCGAAGUUUGCCAAACCAAAAUAUUCACCGAGAGGUUUUCACGAACAAAGGUUAGAUCAGACUUAAAAAGACUGAACAACCUGUGGUGUCCCCAAGGGACUGUUCCAGAUUCUGUGUUGCAGGGGUCAGUUUUCAUUACCCUUCUUUAGCUGUGGAACAAUAGUCAAGGAUUGGUUGGCAAGAAUCGUCCCAUCAGACUUUUUUGGAUCCUGCAUACAUGGGUAACUGGAUUCCGCACAAAUUUGCAGAACACUGGGACCUGUGCAGGGUUCUCCUCAGCUAUCUCAACACUGGGAAACUGACCCCCCCAACGAUUUUUCCCGUGUAGGGGGAGUUUUCCGCUGUUUUUGUCAAUAUGCAGAGAUGUGUGACUCGCAAUAUCAGUGCCGCCAUCCCGCCACUAGGAGGGAAGACGCCCCUUCAGAGAGAAAAAAAACUGGGAAGAACCCUGCUCUUUAGGUCUCAUGUCGUUCUUAAAUUUUUACGCGAGCGGUACCCAACCCUAGUUCUCAGUAAACCAAAGUUACACAAAGUUCUGCCUCCUCUUGUACACAAAAACAACUAGACCGAGGCUUGCUAGCAUCUUGGCUCGGACACAGCUAGCAGUUUACUCCUUUGCAGAUGAACAAACGUGCGAUGAUGAGUGAUGUGUAAUACUGUAUUACAGCUUUACGAAGGUGGCUAAGUUCCCCUCCAGCGGGGCGCAUCUACUUCUUUUAAUACUUGGCUGGAGUCUGCGACGUGAAGAUGAAGUUCUGAACAAACGUACCAAAUAACUAGUACGCUGUCUUUCAACAUGAAAAAAAAGGGUUUCCCACUUUACCCCCAAAUCUCUGAAAGCUUCUACCUCUGCACCAGACGAUUUCAAUUCCGCACGCUCCGACACAAACCAACGUUUACAUUCCCCGCGAUCCGGAAGCUAGCAACGUUACGUCCUGAGAAACUUCGUAGAUGGAUGACGUAGAUUCAACCUGUGAGGGAAUUUUGUGUUUAUUAAAACAUGCAUGUGGAAAAAAAAAAGAAGACUGGAAACAAUAAAAAUCUGGACGAAAUAUACGAAGAUGUUACCUCAAAGUUCCGGGACGGUCCGCCACAGAAAUGUUACCUGUAGAGUGCAUGUAUUUUUUUUUUGGUUUUUUUUUUUGUACAAAUGAAAAAUAGUUGCUUGCACAUGAACACCAGGAAGACCUCCAGAACUGAUCUCCACUAGAUUUUAGGAUUGUCUGGACUUUCUGGCUUUAAUUUGUCUGUAUUUUGAUAACUGUGCAUACUUAUGUAUAAACGAAAACGGAAAAAAAAAAAUUCGGUGGAGGAAUUUGCCGAUCUUCUUUUCUAUAAGAGAAAAAUAUCUGUGUUUCUUUCUGGGAUUUUUACUGUUUCAUUGCUCGCUCGAUAGCAAACCUGCUUUUCUGCAUCUGCUUUGCGUAGCUGUAAGGCUUUAACCUGACGUGUGUAUUUAUUGCUUGUACCUCUGUGGAGACUUUGACGAAACAUUAUGACCGGCAGUCAUGUAUCCUUUCUACGGCUUAAUAAGUGGGACUCGCACCCUUCUAUGUAUACAGUCGAUCGGAACCGUAGCAAACAUUUAUGUACUUGGUGGUUUUAUUUCCCACUUUCUGUUGGUGGUUAUGAGUUCCAUCCCAUUACUGUGUACUGUGUCUGAGGUUCUCCAACGUUUAGAAGGUCAUGGUUGAAAAUUGAUCUUAUUUUCUGUAUUCAUGGCAUUUCACUGCUGAAUAAAAUAAAGGACCAAA
Molecule: messenger RNA, 5986 nt
Organism: Synchiropus splendidus (mandarinfish)
Lineage: Eukaryota; Metazoa; Chordata; Actinopteri; Syngnathiformes; Callionymidae
Gene: foxp2
Product: forkhead box P2
Exons: 20
Coding region: 419-2776 (785 amino acids)
Biological process (GO): regulation of transcription by RNA polymerase II
Cellular component (GO): nucleus
Molecular function (GO): RNA polymerase II cis-regulatory region sequence-specific DNA binding; DNA-binding transcription repressor activity, RNA polymerase II-specific
Source: RefSeq, a predicted model, not a curated record